Molecule: messenger RNA, 1131 nt
Organism: Symbiodinium necroappetens
Lineage: Eukaryota; Dinophyceae; Suessiales; Symbiodiniaceae
Source: the annotation of a GenBank genome assembly
AUGACCUGGUUUGCGGCUGACGUGGAGGAACGCGCUUUCAAGUGGCAACACCUGCCUCUUGCGAUGGACGCACCGCCGGGUCUCGAGGCGGAAAACCCCACAGCAACUGCUGCGCUCCGCGCGCAAAGUGAUGUGGGCACUUCUCUUGCCAGCCUCGCCAAGAGUGUCAACGACUCCGUUGUCGAGAUGGCUUCGGAUUGGCACACUGUUUUGUCCAUGCUGCCGUACAUUUCCAACAUGACCGGACCGGGAGAAGGCUUGCGGCUGCCGGAGAAAGCCCUUACAGACCCUCUGCAGGAAAGCAAGGGCGCGUCGCAGAGCCUGGCUGCAUGUGCUCCAGAAGCCGCGUGCAGGCAGAGCAUGCUGGCAUGGUUGCAAGCUGACCUUGGCACGGAGUCCCAAGGUGUCAGCGCCGGUGCAGCAGCCUGCUCCGGCUUCACCUGCUGUCAGCUCCGCAAGGACCCCCAUGAAGCCCGCUGGCUGUCCAGUGACUUUCUUAGUACGGAGGGUGGCUUCAGUGCCUUCGGUGCAAGAGUCUCCGGUGGCCUCACGUUCCAGGGGGCCAUUGAUGCCGGGCUGCUGUGCUGCAAGUCGCGGCAGGCUGCGAUAUUGAGGUGGUAUUUGGUCGCUGUCUGCUUGGUGACAGACUUCCUGGUCUCGCGCGAAGGGGAGUUGUCGAACAAGACCAUCCCGUCAGAAGGCUCUCCACAGGAGCUGAUCGUGUCGGAUUCCACACCCACAAUGCUCUCGACGCAAUCGACACUGUCAACAUUCUCGAAGUCAACGCACUCCUCCUGUGACCACGGUGACGUAGAGUUUCUGGAACCAGAGGAGCAGCCCUGGCAAGGCAACGGCUCACGGAAGAAGCAGAAGAAAAGGAACGGGGCUGCUUUCGUUUGUGAGUACAGCUUGAUCCCUCGCCAAGAGAUCUUGGAGGCCUUUGAGUUCGUUCCGAAACUCUACGGCCGCAGCACGGCUGAUCGGGCUAAUGUGUCUUUACACUCGUUUCACGAGAUGCUUGGAACAUAUCCCUGUACAGGCAAAAACAUGAAAGAUAUUGCUGCCAGCUGUGGCGGCAAGGUCCGCUUGCGCGGGCGUGGCAGCCGAUAUUACGAGCUUGGCGGCCUCGAG